UGUGCUGCGAAGCCUGCUCCUCUUUGCUCAGAAUGGAGAGAGGUCUGACAAGCAGACUAUAAUAUACCUAGUUUGACUCUUGUUCGCUGUAGGAUAUUUAGGGACACUCUGGGCUGAAGGACCACAAAUAAGAUGUGGUGAAAUUACAUUGCUGGACCACUGGUGAAAGGAUGCCCAGACAUUAGGGGGAGUAACAAAUCACACAGAAGACAUGGACCGUGUGAACAGAAACACGCCUGAUCAUGGACGACAAACACAUCAGGUGCUACAGAGCACUCCUCUGGACCUAAUAGAGACAGGGAAGGGGCUUAAGGUUCAAGCAGAACGCCCCCAUCUGGUCAGUCUUGGGAGCGGCCGACUCAGCACAGCCAUCACAUUGUUGCCCCUGCCUGAGGGGAAGACUACACUGGGCCAUGAAGCUGUGGACAUCAACAUCCAGGGUCCUGGAGUUGCAGCCCAGCACUGUUUCAUUGAGAACAAGGCUGGAAUAAUCGUCCUAAACCCCUGUGGAAAUCAGUGUAGCAUAGAUGGACUUCCAGUCACCAAGCCUGUACGCCUGUCUCAAGGCUGCAUGCUGUGUUUUGGACAGUCGUCCUUCUUCCGCUUCAACCACCCAGAGGAGGCUUUCAGAAUGAAGAGCAUGAGGCCAGAAGGACAUCUUAGAACCAGCACCAAUAAAGACACAGAGAGCUUUGUCAAUGGGAACCACCAGUCAGGAGGACCUGAGUCUCACCCAUCCGGUCACGAGAGAGUGCGUCCUGUGCACAGUGCUAUUGUCAGUUCCAUUGAAAAGGACCUUCAGGACAUUAUGGACUCCUUAGUCAUGGAUGAUCCUCUGCCAUCUUCCUCCUCCUGUGACCCCAAUAAGCCAUCCAGUCCCCAUGCUGCUCAGUCCCCGUUGUCCCCCAUGUUAAACGGAGGCGGUCGCUAUCUCCUCUCACCCCCAAUGAGCCCUGGUGCUAUGUCUGUGGGCUCCAGUUAUGAGAAUACCUCUCCGCCCUUCUCCCCUCUAUCCUCACCCUCAGCUGCAAGUAGUGGAAGCUUCAACAGCCUUUCACCAAGUGGUUACCAGGACCAGAUUCCUGCUCUUCCUCCAGUUCCGGUCAGGUCCUCCAGUUACAAUUACACGAGCCAGCCACCCGUACCUCAACCUCGGACUAUGCUGCCUAACCCGAAGGUGCCUGAGAGCCCUCGGUUACAGAGAAAGGCUCUAUUGGAAGCCCCACCAAGCCCUAAACCAGCUCGCAGGGGGCUGAGUCAGGAUAGCCCUGUGGGGAAGUCCUUAGACAGCUCCCGACUGCCCCCAAUGUUGCCUUCAGUUUCAGUAUCUUCAGUAUGCAGUGACGCAUCAUCUGUCAGACUAGCUGUACCAUCCAGUCCCAAACUGACAUCCAAAUUUUCCACAGCAUCAAAUUUGUCCCCUCUUUGUCCCAGAGUAAAAAUGACUAGCAGUCUUCAGGAUCAUCCAUCCAAUCUGUUUCAUGAUCAGUCACAGUCAGAUCGCUCACUCACUUCUAGCCCCUCCCAGCUUCUCUCUCCUCCACCUCGGGCAUUCCAGCCCCCCCUGGACCCAAUUGUUCACAUAAUCCAGGGUGGACAACCACAGCCAAACUCACUUCAACCUCCAGAAAGUCCUCGGCUGGCCCGCAGGAACCUAGAGGCUGGCUGUGGCAAUAGCGUGAGGGAUCUGCCACCUCUCAGCCCCUCCCUGGCACGUAGAGGAGUACCAGUACUACCAGGUGCACUUUCAGGAACCCUCCCAACCUGGUCCUCAGAGAGCCCUACUGCUAAGAUAGUUCCAGAGAGUCCCAGACAGAGACGCAAGGCCUCCUCUCCCUCUCAGGAACUAUACAGUCCCCGACUAGUGCGUGCCCGCAGCCCCUCCCCCACCUCAGAUAAUGGUGGACGCAAAGGAAGCUUUGGAAAGACUCUUUCUCCUGCCUACAGUCUAGGCUCUCUUCCUGGAUCUUCACCCUUAGCUAGUCCCAGGAACCAAAGAAAGAUGUCAGCAGGGCACAGGGACUUGCGGAUUGGCCACCCAGGCAUGAGGGAGCGCAAGAAUAGCAUCACAGAGAUCAGUGACAACGAAGACGAGUUGCUGGAAUACCACCGGCGCCAGCGCGAAGAGCGCCUUAGGGAGCAGGAAAUGGAAAGACUGGAACGGCAGCGACUAGAGACCAUCCUGAACCUCUGUGCCGAGUACAAUAAGAACGACGGGCCGAGCGUGAUGGGUCUCCCCAGGCCCACUAUGAUACAGAGACAGAGGGAGAGUGAUGAGGAGAAUCUGAGAGAGGAGUGUAGCAGUACAGAGAGUACACACCAGGACAGGAGGACGCCAAACAGCCUGCAGAAUGGAGACAACACACAGCUGGAAGAGACAUCAGGCAGUGGGACGAGACUGGAACUGAGUUAUCUGGAGGAGGAACGGGUGCGAGUGCUGGCGAGGGUUGAUGAGCUGAAGACUCGGCUCAUGGAGCUGGAACAGCAGCUACAGGAGAACAAACAGGAGGCGGAGAUGGAAAGGGCCUUGCUACAGGGUGAGAGGGAGGCAGAACUUGGCCAGAUUGAGACUGAGACUGAUGUCAUCACCCAGCUGCAGCACAAAGUCAAUGAACUGGACAGCACCUUCCAGAGGGAAAAAGACAAGGAGAGGGCGAACGUUGACAGCCAGCGGGAAGCCCUGGAGAGGCUUCAGGAUGGCUACAAUGAGCUGAAGAGCCAGCUGCAUAACUGCCCUGAGUCUCUAAGGGAGCAGUUGCAGGAGCAACUCAAAAGGGAAGCAGAGACCCUGGAGGCUGAGACGAAGCAGUUUGAGGACCUGGAGUUUCAGCAGCUGGAGAAGGAGAGCAGUCUGGAGGAGGAGCGGGAGACAAUUUCACAACAGCUAAUGCAAGAGAAAGCUCAGUAUCAAAGCAGCGUGGCCAAGAGAAAGGACAAGGUUGCAGCGCUAGAGAAACAGGCCAAUCAGCUGGGCCUGCAGGCUGCACAGGAGUGUGAAAAGCUGGCUAAGGACAGGAGCGUCACCCUGCAGCUGCUUCAGAAGGAGAAGGAGAGGCUGGCUGGUCUGGAGAAGAGAUACUUCAGCUUAACUGGAGGCAGAACUUUUCCCAAAGGCUCCAGCACAUUAAAAGAGGGUUACUGCAGGAUGGCAGAUGCCUGUAGGAUGUAUGUGAGCGAAACCCAGCUGGCCAAAUCUGCUUCACAUGACCUCUCUAUUAGACUUGACCCAGCAGUAACUGCCCCUUGCGAGGACUAUGUUACGGUGGGCCAAUUAAACCAGAUCUAUGGGAUGCCGAAGGUGGAUUCCUCCCCCACCUCUCCUGCCCAAUUGCGUCACCCCACCUUCACUGAUCCUGCCUUUUCCUGUCUUCCUUCUCCUCAUGGCUCCUCUCUAUCUCUCUGUUUUGAGAGUCAGCUGGAGCGGCUUCGGCCUCAGAUCCCAAGGCUAGAUUUAGAGCGCUGGUACCAGGAGGUGAUGGCAGCUGGAGAUCCCAGCCAGCUAUGCCAGCCUCCUCUCCCAGCUAAAGAUCACUCAGCACACAGACCUCUGCAGGUGUACCGCUCCAGGCUAGACAGCGAUGCCAGUCAGUCCUCACAGAAGCCCAGAGUGAGUGCUGGACUUUCCCCCACCACCUACACCACCACAAGCGCCACACUUGGCCGCAACACUUCCUCCAGGAGUCCCAUCAUGGUGGUCAACAGCACCGGCAGUCUCCCUCGCAACCUCGCAGCCACUUUACAGGACAUCGAGAUGAAGAGACAGCUGGCGCUGCAACAGAAAGACUACCUGCCAUCAUCGCCUGAGUUUUCCACCAUGGACAGUCCCACAGGUCAGCAGGUGAUAGAGGAGCAGCGGCGUCGUCUGGCCGAGCUGAAGCAGAAGGCUGCAGCAGAGGCUCAGUGCCAGUGGGAGGCGCUGCACGGCUCCCACACGCAUCUCAGCAGCUCUCCAGCACCUCCGCUGGUCCAUCACUCCAUCCUGCACCACACAGCACCCUCUGCUGGAGAGGACAACUACGACACGCUCAGCCUGGAGAGCUCGGACAGCAUCGACACCAGCGUGUCCACCAGCAACAACUCCGCCUGCUCACCAGAUAACAUGUCCAGUGCAAGCGGGAUGGAUGCGCUGAAAAUCGAAGAGAUGGAGAAGCUUCUAAAGGAGGCUCAUCUGGAGAAGGCCAGACUCCUGGAGUCUAAGGAGCGAGAGAGCCAGGCACGUAAACAGCUGCUAGAGGAGGAGAGGAAGAGGAGGGAGGAGGCAGAGAAGAGGCUGCAGGAGGAGACUGUGCACCGGCAGCAGCUCAUCGAGAAGGAGGUGAAGAUGAGAGCAAAGAACUUUUCUCAGGCUCGACCCAUGACGCGCUACCUGCCCAUCCGCAAAGAGGAGUUUGACCUGCGCUCUCAUGUCGAAUCAUCGGGUCACAACGUGGAGACCUGCUAUCACAUCAUCCUGACAGAAAAGAUGUGUAAGGGCUACCUGGUCAAGAUGGGUGGAAAGAUUAAAUCAUGGAAGAAGCGCUGGUUCGUCUUCGAUCGCCUUAAACGCACCUUCUCCUACUACGCCGACAAGCAUGAGAGCAAGCUGAAAGGAGUAAUCUAUUUCCAGGCCAUUGAGGAAGUUUACUACGACCAUUUACGGAGUGCAACGAAGAAAGGAUUUUUCACCCUGAACUUGACAAGUGUACGUAUUUCCGAACACGUCCUGCAUGCAGUCAAGCCUCCUUUUUGCUCGCAGACAAAGCUGAACUGAAUUCUAAAUUCUUUUGCCCUUUAAUCCUCGUCGAUGUGAAUUAGUCACAGACUGGACCUCGGGGUGAUCGUGCUUGUUUCAGGUUUCCACCCGGCCAUGGUGUCGAACGCUUUAGGGUCGGACAGAUUGCAUGGUGUCGAAUAAAAAAAAAAAGAGGAAAAUAUUUUAAAUAUUAUACAUGCAUACGUAGAAAAUAUAUUUUUGUGAUAAUCUGAUCUGUUUAUCUUCAGCACAUUUCUGAACUGCUGCCUCAUCAGUUUCACAAUUGUGUGUGUGUGUUAAUAACUGUGUGUGUGUGUUACUAACUGCAUAUGUGAAUUAUUGUCUGUGUGUAUUUGUUUAUAUUAAUUAUAUUAUGUUUUUUUUUCUGGAUUUCUAGGUUUAAUCUGUUGUUUUUUUUUAAUCAUGAUUAUUGUCUAAUAUUUUAAUAUUACCCAAGAUUGUUUGUGUAUUAAUUGUUCACGAAGGUGGAAAAUUAUGCACAAUGUCAAUCCUGACCACUGUUUUUUUUUUCCUUCUCUCCCUGUCCCUUUUUUUUUUCCUUUUUUUCUUCCAAAUUUUUAUGAAACUCUCAUGAACAGAAUAGUGAGAUUGCCUUCACCGAGUAGCAUAUAUGCAGUGCUUCCUUCAAAUUUGGCCAAAAUAAUGAGCCUUGGAAGACAACUGUCUUAAGCUGUCUUUGGAAUUGGAUUGCCAUUAUUUUCAGGAGAAAAGCCUCGAAACGCUGCCCAGAAAUGUCUGCCAAGACAGUUCAGGGUCCUGAAUGGCAUGCCGUAAAAUUUUAAGGAGAAAAUUGUCUUCAGUAACAAUAUUUUACAUGUUUGAAACGUAAAGAAGGAGACAUUAUGGGACAAGCUGUUUCAUUCUGUACGUAUUAAGCAUGUACACUAUUGUUACCGUGGACAUUUUUUUUCUCCUUAUGUUUUACUGCUUUAGCGACGACCCGGUGGUGUGAUGUGGAAUUUACUCUUGCCACAGAAGCUGAAAAUUUAUUCUUUUUCUUUAACAGCAUAUCCAAAGGGUUUAUUCCACUUAUAAACCUUUUUUUUUUUCCUUUUAAUAACAAAUGCCUCUUUAUACGUUCGAUCCAUUCGUAUAUGUCCGAUGUGGUGGAUUGUCAUAAAACAGGUUAGUUACCAUAACUGAGGAGUCGUUCGCUCGGCAGCAUCUCUGCAAUUUCUCUCUAAAAAUGUUCAUCAGGAGAAAAAACUCCGCUUGUUAAAUUAGAGAGAAGCGGCAAAAUGCGUGUCCUCUUUCCUGAAGACGUUCCUGAGGUAGAAAACUGUGGAAUGCUGCUGCAAUAUAAUGACACCCAGGACUCCUUAUUCUUAAACGUUAAAUAAACGUUAUUCAUAAAUGUUAAAUAAACCCUUACAGAAAAUGUCACCGUAUCAUCAAUUCAAUAUUAAUUUUAUUUUGUGGAUAGAUAGAUAGAUAGAUAGAUAGAUAGAUAGAUAGAUAGAUAGAUAGAUAGAUAGAUAGAUAGAUAGAUAGAUAGAUAGAUAGAUAUAGAUAGAUAGAAAUGAUAUGAGAGAGAGAUGAAUAUUAAACGGUUUCAAAAUUUCUUAGGUAUUAUGUUGCAUAUCUGUCACUUCUCUGUAGCUGUUACUAUAGAAACAGCUAUAUUCAAACAAGCGCACAAGUCGAGUCGGUCAAGUCAAACAAAUAUUAUCUUGUUAUUUUAAUAUCACCAUAUAUAGCGAAAUGAUACAAUGUUCCUUCAGGAUGCUGGUGUUACAAAAAAUGCAGAGCUACAUCAAACUUAACCAAGUAAAUGAACACUGUUUUGUGUGAAAACUUGUGCAAAAAAAAAGAAGACACUAAUACAUCGGUGUAUACAGACCAGCGUAGAGCAGUGUUCAGUUCUGUAGAGUGGAAGUAAUGAUGCGUUGGUUGUAAACAAAUGACAGCAGCAGUUUAGAGCAUUUACAUCAGCCUGUGGUUUGAAUUACAGCUGCCACUUAUGUUAUGGAAAAUGUCUCAACACCUCUAAGAUUAAUCCCUAAUGAACAAGCCUGAGGUGACGGUGGCAAGGAAAAACUCCUUGAGAUGAUAUGAGGAAGAAACCUUGAGAGGAACCAGACUCAGAAGGGAACCUCAUCGUCAUUUAGGUGACACUGGACAUUAUAUAAUAUAAAUAAUGUCAUUUCUGCAACAAUUUGUACUCGAGUGAAUUUAAGCAACCAGGAGCUCCUGAGGAACUAAUAGGUCAGCAUCAUUUCUGAGUUCAUUACAGACUUGACACUAAUUCCUUCCUGGCGAAGUCUUUAAAUGAUCGCAGAUGAAGAACCGAGCACAAAGCUGACUGACGCAACCGAUAUCUGAAAAUGGGAAACUUUUAUAUCAAAUUUCCAAAUUAUGUACCAUAAAUGAACUGAACAGCAUUUGUUUUUAAACCAGUGAUGAGAUGUUGAGCACCAACAGUGUUCUGACUAGCACUAUUUAACUUCUAUUUAAAACCGAAGCGGAAUUAUCCGCGUCGACCCGCAUGCAGGAACCUCAUUCAGAGUGAUGCUAGCAGAUAAGUUUUAUUAUUAAAACCAUAACAGAUGCUCAGUGAUUUCUCUCGUGGCUUAUUUCUCUUUUGUGUC
Molecule: messenger RNA, 7341 nt
Organism: Tachysurus fulvidraco (yellow catfish)
Lineage: Eukaryota; Metazoa; Chordata; Actinopteri; Siluriformes; Bagridae
Gene: phldb1b
Product: pleckstrin homology-like domain, family B, member 1b
Exons: 25
Coding region: 212-4750 (1512 amino acids)
Biological process (GO): regulation of microtubule cytoskeleton organization
Cellular component (GO): basal cortex
Molecular function (GO): protein binding
Source: RefSeq, a predicted model, not a curated record